UGAAAGAUCUCUAACUGCCUGAUCUCUAUUUUACAUUCCAAAAUGAGUUCCACUUCAGGGUCCACAGUUUAUGUUGUGAGUGAGGACCAGCCCUAUGACUCCACCAUCACCUACCAGGGGGGGGUAACUGAAAUAAUCACUGAGUCCUCGCCCGGCACUGUCAUUUCUGAACCGGGGGGGGGAUAUUCUGUGACCUACACUGGUGAAGGUGGCUAUGGCUACAGUUCUGGUACUCAGGGUGAUGAUAGCAGUGAAGGUAGUUAUGGGUAUACUUCUGGUACUUAUGGUGGUGAUAGCACUGAAGGUAGCUAUGGGUACAGUUCUGGUACUCAGGGUGGUGGUACCGUUGAAGGUGGCUAUGGGUACACUGGUAUUGAAGGUGGUAAUAAUGAUAGCCGUCCUCAAACGGAAGGUCAUUGUCAUGGACCCGAUCAUGGUCAUGGUCAUGGAACCAGUCAUGGGCAUGGUCACGGACCCGGUCAUGGGCAUGGUCAUGGACCCGGUCAUGGGCAUGGGCAUGGACCCUGUCAUGGACCUGAGCGUGGACCCAGUCAUGGGCAUGGUCAUGGACCUGGUCAUGGGCAUGGGCAUGGAUCCUGUCAUGGACCCGAGCGUGGGCAUGGGCAUGGUCAUGAACCUAGUCAUGGGCAUGGGCAUGGACCCUGUCAUGGACCCGAGCGUGGACCCAGUCAUGGGCAUGGUCAUGGACCUGGUCAUGGGCAUGGAUCCUGUCAUGGACCCGAGCGUGGGCAUGGGCACGGGCACGGGCACGGUCAUGGGCAUUGUCACUGACCCAAAAAGCAUGGUCACUGUGGUACACGCUGAGGGCACACCGGCAGAAGCAGCGCCAGCAGCAGUCACAGUGACUUCAACUAGAGCAACCUCUAGAGGAUGGAGAGGGCACUGCUCCUCCCAAGGAUAAUUAAUAUUCAGCAACCUAUUUCCUUGUUUCAGAUUUUCCUACAUGGUCAUUCAGCUUUACCUACGCCUCUGAAGUCUUUGUACACCUUAUCAUUUAGAAGCAUUCUCAGGAUGUGAGACUUCACAUAAUCACUGUGCCAUACAUCUUACAUUUUAUAAAUAUGUAAUCUUCUCUGUCUUUACUUGCAUGCAUGUAUUCUAUACAGGAAAAUAUAAUAUAUCCUUUGAAAAAUGGAACUGUGCAGAAGCUGAGAAUGAAUGUUCAGAUCAAUGGAAUCUUUUAUUCAUCACAAAUAUGCAGAUGAAAACUUUCAAUGACUAUUCACUGGAAAAUAAAGCAGGAUAAAGACCACC
Molecule: messenger RNA, 1275 nt
Organism: Anguilla anguilla (European eel)
Lineage: Eukaryota; Metazoa; Chordata; Actinopteri; Anguilliformes; Anguillidae
Exons: 4
Coding region: 215-922 (235 amino acids)
Source: RefSeq, a predicted model, not a curated record